Molecule: messenger RNA, 8871 nt
Organism: Ictalurus furcatus (blue catfish)
Lineage: Eukaryota; Metazoa; Chordata; Actinopteri; Siluriformes; Ictaluridae
Gene: insrb
Product: insulin receptor b
Exons: 21
Coding region: 1014-5042 (1342 amino acids)
Biological process (GO): protein autophosphorylation; positive regulation of kinase activity; positive regulation of phosphatidylinositol 3-kinase/protein kinase B signal transduction
Cellular component (GO): membrane; axon; insulin receptor complex
Molecular function (GO): ATP binding; phosphatidylinositol 3-kinase binding; insulin receptor activity
Source: RefSeq, a predicted model, not a curated record
AGAGAGACAGGAGUCCAUAUGAGACACGACGACCAGUUUUACUCACUUUUUUGUCUACUUUCAAGUUUAUCGACGCGUCCAUUUCAAAUGUCUUUAACAGGAAAGAGGUGUGUUUGUCGGCGCGGGUCGGUUAUGGGUGUCGCGAGGCUGUAAGACUCUCAUUAAGGACGCGAGGCGCUCAGUCCAAACACACCGCACCAUUUUGGCUCGGGAAAAAAAAAAAACACCCCACAAAACAGACGGAUUCCCAACGCUUGAGUGACUGUGACUCGUUUUUGAAACGGAGUCUCGCCCGUAAGCGAGUGUACGAGGGGAAACGUGUCCGUGUUGUAUAUCCUGUCUGGAGAAUUAAACACGAACUUGUGUUUAAGGAGGAAAACACUGAGCAGUGCGUGAAACUGGACGAGCUGUGGAUUAACGCCGAUUUAUCCUGCGACACACAGAAGCUGGGUCAAUAAUUAAUCCAGGGGGGAAGAAACCGUCUGUAUCUCUAAUAAUCAAAACGAACUUGUGUGAGAGCGGUAAGAUCGGCGUGUUUUUGACCAGUAGUGGAGAUAGUAACUGGAAUUUCACAGGCCUGAUUAAACACAUGUCAGAUUUCUCUGGGUUCAAACCAGCAUCUGGAUUUUUCUAUUUGUUUUUGAAAAGGAUGUCCACGUAACCUGCUAAAAUGAAGAUCUGCAUCCAUUUGCCUUUUUGCAAGAACAUGAGCUCACAUCGUUUGAUCGCAGUGUGUGGUGUAGUCCAGAGGCAAAGCGCGGAAUAAGUUCAGACUCUGGAAGUGAAAGAAAACUGAAGCACCACGUUGGGCUUGUGGUCCGUGUUUGGGCCGCUUUGCCUCAACUUUUCCCAACUUUUCCCAGGACUUAUUUGGUUGUUUUAAUUUUUUUUUGCUUUAUUCUACAUCAUAGUGGAUUUGCUGUAAAGCUUUGAAGGCAUUACAAAUCGCAUUUUUUGUUUCCUCCAAGAAAAGUCAAAACAAAACGAAAAAGAGAAACACGUUUGAAGGCACAAUGCGACCGGACUCGUUACUGGCUGUUCUCCUCACUUUUAUCAGCCUUUUGUGUCAUUCUGGACCUUUAAAUGCUGAAAUCUGCUCCAGCAAAGACAUCCGGAACGACGUGACCAACCUGCGCUUGCUGGAGAACUGCACAGUGAUCGAGGGCCACCUGAAGAUCCUGCUCAUGUUCAAGACCAGAGCUGAGGACUUCCGUGGCCUGAGCUUCCCCAAACUAGUGAUGAUCACCGACUACCUGCUGCUGUUCCGCGUCUACGGCCUGGAGAGCCUGAGGGAUCUGUUUCCCAACCUCGCUGUCAUCCGUGGCAACAACCUGUUCUUCAACUACGCCUUGGUGAUCUUUGAGAUGUUGCAGCUGAAAGAGGUGGGGCUUCACGGUCUGAUGAACAUAACACGCGGAGCCGUGCGCAUGGAGAAGAACCCCGACCUUUGCUACCUCUCCACCCUCGACUGGUCCAAAAUCCUUGACUCGGCUGAGGACAACUACAUCGUGGCGAACAAAAACGAGCGCGAGUGCGGUGACAUCUGUCCUGGAACCAUCACCGGAAAGAUCACGUGUGUCCAGACCACCAUCAACGGCCAUUUUGGAGAACGCUGCUGGAACCAAGACCACUGCCAGAGAAUUUGUCCUUCUGCGUGUAAACAUCCCAGCUGCACCUCAUCCAAUCAGUGUUGCCAUGAUCAGUGUCUGGGCGGGUGCUCGGAAGUGGGCAGUGCCAGGGCGUGUGUGGCAUGUCGUCACUUCCUGCAUGAAGACACGUGCGUGGAACGAUGUCCUCCCGGUUACUACACCUUUAAAGGGUGGCGCUGCGUCUCCUUCCAGUUCUGUCAGGAACUUCAUAACCACUGCAAACAGACGAAGAGCAAAGACUGUCACCAGUAUGUCAUCCACGACGGAGCAUGUAUCCCAGAAUGCCCGUCAGGGUACACCAUCAUGGACUCCACGUUAAACUGUACUCUGUGCGCUGGUCUCUGUCCUAAGCUGUGUACCGGAGUGCAGACGAUAGACUCGGUGACUGCAGCUCAGGCUUUGCGUGGUUGCACCGUCCUCAACGGCAGCCUCAUCAUAAAGAUCCGCGGUGGCAAUAACAUAGCGGCAGAACUGGAGGCCAACCUGGGUCAGCUGGAAGAGAUCACUGGCAACCUGACCAUCCGCAGGGCUUACGCUCUUGUCUCGCUGUCCUUCCUCCGGAAACUCCGCCUCAUCCGCGGAGAGGCUCUGGAAAGCGGGAACUACUCGUUUUACGCACUGGAUAAUCAGAACUUACGUCAGCUCUGGGACUGGUCCAAACACAACCUGACCAUCCAGCAUGGCCGCGUGUUCUUCCACUACAACCCCAAACUCUGCCUGUCUGAGAUCCACAAGAUGGAGGAAGUGACGGGGACCAAAGCACGACAAGUCAAGAACGAUAUCGGACCUCGCACCAACGGGGAUCAGGCCUCCUGUGAAAACCAGCUUCUGAAUUUUACCAUCAUUCGCACGAUGGCUAAACAUAUAUUGAUCACGUGGGAGCCAUUUUGGCCUCGUGACUUCAGAGACCUGCUGGGCUUCAUGGUGCUUUAUAAAGAAGCUCCGUAUCAGAACGUGACUGAGUACGAUGGACAGGAUGCUUGUGGUUCUAACAGUUGGGUGAUCACGGACGUGGAGCCGCCGGAGAGGACGUCAGAAUUGAAGCGCGACCCUGGCUGUCUCCUGACGCAGCUGAAGCCAUGGACGCAGUAUGCCAUCAUGGUGAAAACGCAGCUGUCUGUCUCUGACGAUCAGCAGGUCCAAGGAGCCAAGAGCAAAAUCAUCUAUGUCCGCACCAACGCCAGCCGACCCUCUGUGCCUCUGGACCCCAUCUCCAUCUCUAACACUUCGUCUUCGAUCAUUCUGAAGUGGAAACCUCCCACGGAGCCUAACGGGAACAUAACACACUACCGCGUGUCCUACCAGAAACAAGGGGAGGACAGCGAGCUCUACAAGUAUGACUACUGCCAGAAAGGAAUGAAGCUGCCGUCACGUGCCCCCACAAACCCCAGCCCAGAAGUCAGUCUGAAGUGGAAUCAGACCGAGGAUCAGAAUCAGAACGUGAAGUGUUGCAGCUGCCCCAAAACCGAGACACAGCUGAAGAAGGAAGCUGAGGAGCGCGAGUUCCGCAAGACCUUCGAGAACUACAUCCACAACGAGGUCUUCGAACCCAAAUCGCACCGUCGUCGCCGCUCAGUGGGAGUGGCUAACUCUACUCUCACUUCCAUCUUGACCCCACCUCCUCAUCUGGCCAACGGCUCCUCCCCUACUCCAACGCCAGAGGAGAAGUUGGUGUUGAAGGUUGUCGGUAAAGAAUCGAUAGUCAUCUCGAACCUGCAUCACUUCACCAGCUAUCAGAUCGAGAUCCAGGCGUGUAACCACCCAGAGGACCUGGAUUACUGCAGCGUCGCUACCUUCGUCUCUGCCCGCACCAUGCCUGAGGACAAAGCGGACAACAUUUUGGGCCGUGUGGUUCCUGAGAUCCUCCCUGAAGAACCCGAGUUUGUGUACAUCAAAUGGCAAGAGCCCAAAUCCCCAAACGGCAUGAUCAUCCUGUAUGAGGUCAACUACCAUCGGCUGUCUGAUAAUGAGGAGCUGCAUCACUGUGUAUCGAGGAUCAGUUAUGAGAAGAACGGAGGUUGUAAACUGAGAGUUGGACAUCCUGGGAAUUACAGCGUGCGAAUCCGAGCCACUUCGCUGAAGGGAAACGGAUCGUGGACCGAGCCAGUUCACUUCUACGUGCCGGACAACUACAUGAAUGUGAAGAUCAUCAUUGGCCCCGUGAUUCUACUCAUCAUCUCAAUCUUUGUUGGAAGCGCUGUCUGUUUUGUACUUAGGAAGAAGCAAACUGAAGGACCCACGGGCCCCUUAAUCGCCUCCUCAAACCCAGAGUACAUCAGCGCAAACGAUGUGUACAUUCCUGAUGACUGGGAGGUGGCACGUGAGAAGAUCACACUCCUGCGCGAGCUUGGUCAGGGCUCCUUCGGCAUGGUGUACGAGGGCAUCGCUAAAGAUAUCGUCAAAGGAGAAUCGGAGACUCGAGUGGCCGUCAAAACUGUUAACGAAUCUGCGAGUCUGCGCGAGAGGAUCGAAUUCCUCAACGAAGCCUCGGUCAUGAAGGCGUUCAGCUGCCACCAUGUGGUGCGUCUGCUGGGUGUUGUAUCAAAAGGACAGCCAACGUUGGUGGUGAUGGAACUGAUGACACACGGAGAUUUGAAGAGUUACCUGCGCUGCCUCAGACCUGAUGCUGAGAAUAAUCCCGGCCGUUGUCCUCCCACGCUCAGCGACAUGAUCCAGAUGGCUGCAGAGAUCGCAGACGGCAUGGCCUACCUCAACGCAAAGAAGUUUGUGCACAGAGACCUCGCCGCUCGCAACUGCAUGGUGGCUGAGGACCUCACUGUGAAGAUAGGAGAUUUCGGAAUGACCCGGGACAUUUACGAGACGGAUUAUUAUCGUAAAGGAGGGAAAGGCCUGUUGCCUGUCAGAUGGAUGGCUCCGGAAUCCCUGAAGGACGGAGUGUUCACUGCUCACUCAGACUGCUGGUCAUUCGGCGUGGUCCUAUGGGAGAUCAGUACGUUAGCCGAGCAGCCGUAUCAGGGCCUCUCCAAUGAGCAGGUGCUCAAAUUCGUCAUGGAUGGAGGAUAUCUGGAUCGGCCGGAGAACUGUGCUGAGAGGAUGCACAACCUGAUGCAGAUGUGCUGGCAGUACAACCCGAAGAUGCGACCCACCUUCACUGAGAUCAUUGAGAUGCUGAAGGAUGACCUCCAUCCGUCGUUCCAGGAGCUCUCAUUCUUCUAUAGCGAGGAGAACAAACCUCCUGAAACCGAGGAGUUCGACAUGGACUUUGAGAACAUGGAGAGCAUCCCGCUGGACCCAUCGUCAUACAACCAGAGGGAGGAAGGGAGCUUCAGCCGAGACAGUGGCCCCUACGACGAGCACGUGCCCUACACGCACAUGAACGGGGGCAAGAAAAAUGGCAGAAUCCUCGCGCUGCCUCGCUCCAGCCCUUCAUAACGUUUCCUCAUCGCGCUGCUCAGUUUUUCUUUACCUGUUUGUUUUUCUUAGUUUUUAAUUGUAAUAUUUUUUCAGAGGCCCUUAAAAACAGAUCUCAGGUCUUUUUUUUUUUUCUUUUUUUGGACUUCUUCCUGCUGUGGCGACAUGGUUGCAAAACAUCUUUUCUCCAGAUUCAUUCACGCAAUUCGCUUACGUCGCCUUUCAUUUUGCCAAGUUUCCUGGUCGAUGGAGAAAUAAUAAAAAAAAACUGUGAAUAUGAACUUCUGAAAACCAGAAAGCUGCUUCAGCUAAACCUCUUUCCCCACUUAUUUUAUCUUGCUUUUUGUUUUCUUUUUUAAAUAAUUUUCUGAUUUUCAGAUUGUGGCCUUUAUUGAGUGGCCUACAAAACAAAAAGAAUAUCCAUUUCUUCGGAACAAUGACUUUAAAGACUGUAUCGGAGGACUUAUGAACGAGGGAUGACACGGACUAUUCUAAGAACAAACAUCGUCUUUGCGCUAAGGAGGAUUUUUACUUCUGGAGGAUCCUUGAUCCUUUUCGCCGAUCCACUCGGGUGUUUGGUGAAUGCGUUUUUAAUUUAUUGGCUUUUUCUUCCUCCUCUUUCUUAGUUUUUGCUCGUAUCCUUUUUUUUUUAUGACUGAAGGAUAUUUAAAACAGUUAAGGAUUGGACAGGGGCGUUUCCUCAAGACUGACCAAAAAGCUGCUGCUUUGAUAUCUAAUGGGUAUAAAUAUAUAAUAUAUACGAUAUAUAGAAUAUUGAUGGAAUGUCAAUAUUAUAUAUAUAUAUAUAUAUAUAUAUAUAUAUAUAUAUAUAUAUAUAUAUAUAGAGGCAACAUUGAAAAUUUUGUACAUAGUUCAGUUUUUUUUAUGUCUUCAACAGAUAUCAUAUUUUUCAAGAAUGAGUCUUUUUAUUUAAAACAGUCACUCACCCAGUCAACAGAAUCUCACACUACUCAACACUCACACAGGAAAAUACCUGUAAUUAGUAACAUAAAAUGUAGGGGGCGCUAAUUAAAGCUUGAUAGACAGUGAGACCUCAGAUUGUAAAAAAUGUAACCCGCUUUUCACCAAUAUCUGUUUGUGUUAUUGGUUUAUUUUAAUCUCGCUGUGUUUUAGGGUUUAGCUUAAUAUUCUGUUUAUGGCAGAAAGUAACUUCAGGGUUUUAAAUAGACUUACAAAAAGUCUCUGAUAGAGACAAUGUUGUGUUGAAUAUUCUAAAAAAAAAAAACAAAAAAAAAAACCUGCAACAAGAUGGCAGAAUCGUAAGAGCACUACAUCCAAAAUCGCUCAAUAGUCCACCACCCGAGUACAUAAUGCUUUAGAAAGCAUUGCUAACUAGCGAAACAUUUAGCAGCUGAGCUACUAGCCACUGUGACAACAGCCACGCCCACAUAAUAGUAUCAACACAUGUUACAUCAUUGUGUAUUAUCUUCACUUUAUCCAUACGUCAACUUAUUACCUCAGACAAAAAAUUUUUCAUGUUUAGGUGUCAAACAUAGGUACUAAAUAGUAAUAAUAAGGCUAGGCGAUGUGGUACCGUUCUCUGAGGACUGUGUGGUGGUCAUGAGGCUGGAUAUUAAAGCAUGAGGUUUGAUUAAAUCAUUCAGCAGACAUCAAGACAUUCCAGUGAGCUUCCCAGAUUUCUCCAUUUAACCAAGAUGUCACAUAGCGUGUGGUGGGGAAAAAUGUUGAGGUUGUUUUGGUUUGUCCUUCUUGUGCAGAAAUAAAGGAUGUAUGGAGGACAUUAGAAGAAGUGAUGUCACCUCACCAUGUUCCAGCUGACAGGGAAUAUCAGACAAAAUUUAUCCCAAACUUUGGACAAAGACUAGAUGCAUGAGGAAAGACUGCUUUUUCUUUUACGUCACCGGAUGUUGUAAAGCUAUGUUCAUAAGAUUUUCGAAAUGCGUUUGUAUAGUUUGUGUUGGUGGACGUGUCUUUAUUUGUGCUGGUUAAGUAGGUGAUGCAGGAUUGAUGCGUGUAAAGGAAUGGCUAACAUAGUAGAUGAUAAAUGGAACCCAACAGGAUAUAAAACUGUGAUUGAGCAUUACUGUUUGUUCUGUAAAUUCCAUAAAUGCUAACAUGGCUAAGAGAAACUAGUAGAGUAUCCAGAAGUUAGAUUGACUUUUGGCUUUUGUGCCCUUCUAACUUCCACAAAUGUGACUAAUGUGGUUAACAAAUUAGCAGAGUAUUAUACACUGAUGUAAGAAUUACUGAACUUGUAACCUGCAGAAAUGCUAAAAUAUGCUAAGAGAAACUAGUGGAGUAUUAAACUCCAGAUGUUCGCUUUGUUAAAUACUACCAUAACUAACAAUUAGCAGAGUACUACACUCUGUAGUCAGAAUUAACGUUACUAUUGAUGAUCAUCAACGUGUACAUUUUUUAAAAUGUUAGCAAACCGAUGCUAGCGAAGCAUUAAAGCCAGGUAGCAUUAUUGUUUGAAAUGAACGCCUUUCUGUCUUGUAGAAACGAUAAGGGAAGUGAGCAGACCAUAAAACCCAAAGUCAGAAUUAGCAUUACAUUUGGUACUCAUGAAAUACUAACUUCCAGGAUUGCUAAUGUGGCUAACAGACGCUAGCAAAGCAUUAAACCCUGAAGUUAGCAUUGUCGUUGGCUUCCAUUAACUUUCGCAAACGCUAUGCUUAGCCGAGGCGUUAAGAAUGCAGAUUUUCUGGUAUUUUCUGAUAUUUCUAACCUUCUAACAUAAUGAAAUAUGUUCGUAACAAAUCAUAGAAAUUCUUCGCCUCUUUCUAGAGAUUAUUAUCACGAAGGUGUGUGGAAUUUUCUUAAACAAGAUGACAUAUCUGAUGUUUGACAUAUUUAUUUUUAUUACAUCUAACCCAGGGUACAUCUUGGUUCGGAAAAAUAGCGACGCAGGUAUUAUGGCUGAACAGUCAGACUCGGUUUAGUAAUGCUAGGUUGAGAAAUGAUUCUAUUUUUAAUAGUUUGGACACAAUCUACCUCAGUGAUUUACAGAAUAUAGUCAAGCGGAGGAUGUUUUUCUCUCUCUUUCUCUCUACAAUGCCUAUUAUUCAGCUAACGACAUUAAAGGUGAAGUUCGAUGAUAGUCCACAACUAGAGUUCCUAACUUUUGUUAGUAAGAUUAAUUUAUCUGUUUGGGGUUUGUUUUUGUUUUUUUGCUUGUUUUUUUGUUUUUUUCAGGGGGAAAGAUUGUUUGAACUGAUCACAUCACAAUAUAUUGCAUAGAUAAAGCCACUGAAACGGGACCUAAUUGAAAUGUAAAAACUUAUAUCCCCACCAGGAUACGUCAAAGUUCAUCUUAAAUCAUUCUGUGAUUGUUUACGUUCGGUAUUUAAAAUAACUUGUUAUUGUACGACAGGGUCUCUAGAGAGUACACUUUAGAUUGAGCGCCCCCUUUUGAAGUUAGUCUGUAGUGUGUCUGUGGUUACCACUGAUAAUCAUUUCAAUAUGUUUUUCUGCACUGAAUAAAGAACAGAAAAUGACUUUACUCCAAACUCACUCAUAAUGGAAGUCUAGGUUAGUAACGAAGGCUAACUGCACUAGUUACGCACACUCAGCAGGGACACCAACAAUCUCUGCUACUUCCUUCUUGAUUACAUUUUUUUUUGGUAAUGUCUCUAUACAUGUUUAAUGUGGGGCUGUAUGACAGGAUUAGAUGAAUCCACGGUGAUCAUUUUUAAUCAGGGAAAAUGGGAACUAAUCGCAUGUAGGAGCUAAAGUUGUGAGAGAGGAACUGAAUAAACAUCGGACCACCCGUUCCAUACGAUCGGUCUGAGGAAUCAUUCGAGCCAAGUGAUUUCUCACUUUACAGCAUCAUGCCCAACUUACAAAGAAUCGAGUCUCAAUUCAAAUC